This is a messenger RNA of Punctularia strigosozonata HHB-11173 SS5, 753 nucleotides long. RefSeq lists its product as uncharacterized. The transcript has 3 exons. Lineage: Eukaryota; Fungi; Basidiomycota; Agaricomycetes; Corticiales; Punctulariaceae. The coding region runs from base 1 to 753 and encodes 250 amino acids. The record is from RefSeq and is a predicted model, not a curated record.
AUGAACGUUUUCUGUGUCGGCGACGCAGGGAACACCGUGACAUUUCUGCUACGUUCGCCCACCUGCUUUGACGACGACGAGACAAUCCAAAGCUUUGUCGCCUCCGGCAAAGCAAAGCUUGUGAAAGGCGACGCCCUGAACCAAGAAGAGGUCCGCGCGGGUUGGCAGGCGGCAGGCGGUACCGACGUCGACUUGCUCCUCUUCACCCUCGGCGGAACUACCACAUUCAACAUCUGCAACGGCGCCGUCAUCACUCCUCCCGACCUCUGCACGCGAUCCCUCGCCAACAUCCUUCGUGCCGCUCCUUCGCAGUCCCCACCAAAGCUCAAAGGUGCCAUCAUCUCCUCGACCGGCGUCACCGAGACCUCGCACAAGAACCUCCCGUGGACCAUUCGUCCCAUGUACGGCUACCUCCUCCGGUCCCCGCACGAAGACAAGCUCGGCAUGGAGCGUGUGCUCGCACAAGCCACCGGCACGCCCUGGACGGACGAGGAGCCCGUCUCCCAUAUCCUCUCAUCCGAUGGUUCGUGGAAGAACGAUCUACCCCCAACAGGCGCCAUCGCGAGCACCGUGGUCGUGCGGCCCGCGCUUCUAACAGACGGCGCGUGCACUGGGAAGUACCGUACAUCCGUCGGCGACCAUGGCAAGGGCUUCACCACGAUAUCAAGGCAGGACGUCGCUCGUUUUGUAGCUGAGGACGUCAUCAAAGACUGGGAGAAGUGGGAUAACAAGGUCGUUAGCAUCGCAUACUGA